AUGGAGUUUUACAAGCGGUAAGCCGCUCAACAUUGUUACAGGGAAUCCUCCGGCGAAUCAUGCCUUUACGGGAUGCAGCAUCCUUCGAUUCGGCUCGACCCUCCGCUGCCGGUUUUCGGGCCAGACUAAUAACGAACCUCUCCGCACCUUCUCCGCGUGACUUUCCUUCCCUACAGAGCUGCGUUGAUCCUCGAUGCGCUGGAUGAGAAGAAAGGUUCGGUCAAGGGUUUGUGCAUGGCCGAGGCCAAGCGUUCGCGCGAAGGUCGACCGGGCGAAGCGGCUCGAUUCCUCAAAGUCACCGUCGAGGUGCUCAAAUGUCGGUCCUCCAUCAUCGGUUAUUCGUCAGGCAGGUUUCAGAAUUUGCGCUGAUCGACUAGCGGAUGCUCAUCCUUCACAGACCGACCUCAUCUGAAGCAUCUGCUGGAUCACUCGGCGAUCCUGACCAAAGAACCGGCGCUCUUCGUCGCCCCCGUCACGACCACAGCGCCUACGAAAGGUAUUCUCGAAGUCAAGUCCGCUGCGGCGGCGUCCAAGAUGCUCAAGAAGCAAGAGGAGUAUCAGAACAAGCGACGCGGGAAACAACAACGACCGCCACCGACGCCGGCCUCGUUGGCGAUGGUCAUGAUCCACGAUAUGCUCUUCGCCAAACGGGGCAUCACCUUGCCCAAGGAACACAAGGUCAGGAAACAGGUCGAGAGGUACAAGGUCUCGUGAGUCCCAUCGUAUUCUUCGGACUGGUGGUGAGCUCGAUGACUGAAUCUGACCCAGCUUGCUCGCGCCCUAACCCAGGAUGGAGAAAGAGACUGAAAAGGAGAGAAAGCGCAAGCGUUGCUCGUCGAACGAAGGACUUCAGAUCGCCUUGCCCGAGAACGUCGCGGCUUCGAUCGAAGGGAUAGGCAAAGGCAAGAAGCGUGCCAAGGAUGCCGAGACGGGUGAAGAUGCCGGCGCACUGGGAUCGGUUCGGUGGUUGAGGGUCAACACGCUCAAAUGGACCGUCGAAGCGGCGGUCGAAUGGUUCGAUGAUCAGAGGUGGGAGAUGGUCGAUGAUGUGGAGACGAUGAUUGAGACGGCGUGAGUUUUGUCGUCGCUUUCUUCAACAUUCAGGGUGCGAGAACUAAUACCGAUUUUGUACUUUGUACUUGGUCGCAUUCGAACCCCAGUCAAACAAAGUCGAAGGUCUUUGCCCUGGAUGCUCAUAUCGAGCCUUUGCUUGCACUUCCUGCGUCGCUCUCCUUGCCUUCACUCGAACCCUUCAAGGACGGACGUCUGAUCGCACAGGAUAAAGCGUCGUGCAUGCCCGCCUGGGUCCUUCUGUCUCAUUUGCUUGCCGAAGAGGAUCUCGAGCGAGAGCAGGAAGAGCAAGCCCAACUCGAUGGAACGGCUCCCACGGACUCGUUGACCUUCGAAGAGCGCGGCGAUCUCGAGGUGCAAAAGAAGAAGAAGAGAGGCGUUAGGGUACUGGAUGCGACGGCUGCACCGGGGAACAAGACGACGAUGGCCGCUGCGAUGGCGGGGGAGUAUGGCAAAGUCGUCGCCGUCGAGAGGGAUCAGGGAAGGUUCAAGGUGCUCAAGGAUAUGUGCAAGAAGGCAGGCGCCAGCAGUGAGUUCUCCCUCCCACUGCAAACCUCAUGCGACAAAUCGAAUUACUGAAGAUACCACUGUCUUUCCUGCAGACGUCACACCGAUGAACAUCGAUUUCUUGUCGAUCGACCCCGCCGAUGUCAAGUUCAAGAACAUCACUCACUUCCUCGUCGAUCCGUCAUGUUGUAAGUCAUAUCUCUUUGUCUUGACUGCAAGAUCAUACGCUUACAAGGCUGUCCGAUUCCUCGCUCAGCCGGCUCUGGUAUCCCGUCUCGGCUCGAUCAUCUGCUGCCCACCGAGCCUGAAGCCGAACAGGCGACCCGAAUUCGAGCCUUGUCCAAUUUCCAACUCACGAUCCUAUCCCACGCCAUGCGAUUCUCCGGUGCUCGUCGAGUCGUCUAUUCGACGUGCUCGAUCUGGGCCCAGGAAGACGAGGGUGUCGUAGUGCGUUUGUUGGCCAAGAAGGAGUUCCAGGACAAGGGGUGGCGAUUGGCGACGAGGGACGAAGUGAUCCCUACGUGGGAAAGGCGAGGGAGGGUCGACGAAUGCGGAGGGGAUCAAAGUCAGUUCUGAGAUCUAGGCUCAUGGUGCAGGGCUAUUAUUUGCGUGCUCACGAAUCUUCUUUCCGAUCCAGACGUCGCCGACUCGGUAAUUCGCUGCCUGCCCGAAGAUCAAUCGAACGGGUUCUUUGUCGCUUGCUUCAUCCGAGACGAGGACGUUGCAGCCGCUGGGGAUCAAUCGACCGACGGCGCGAACGUACUGACGAACGGAGCCAACGUUGAAGGCGAAUCAACCGAAUUGACCCACGCGCAACGACAAGAGUUGUUCAAGGCCAAGGCGCGCGCCAAGGGCGGUAAAGGUGGACCGAGGGGUGGAGGACAAGCCGUGACUUCGUCAACGUCUCCGACGAAAUCGGCUCCCAAGAAGGUCGAAGCUGUGGUGGAGAAGAAGAAGUCAGGCAAGAAGGCGGCUUAUCUUGCGGAGAAGAAGAGAAGGCAAGAGGGAGGGUCCGAGAGGGCCGGCAAGAGUCGUCGAGUUGACUGA
Microbotryum saponariae is the source of this 2625-nucleotide messenger RNA. NCBI's taxonomy places the organism in Eukaryota, Fungi, Basidiomycota, Microbotryomycetes, Microbotryales, Microbotryaceae. The record is from the annotation of a GenBank genome assembly.